Messenger RNA from Dibothriocephalus latus, 600 nucleotides. Lineage: Eukaryota; Metazoa; Platyhelminthes; Cestoda; Diphyllobothriidea; Diphyllobothriidae. The record is from the annotation of a GenBank genome assembly.
AUGGAAGUGGUUCUUGCACCUUCGCAACCUUACUACUUCUUCUUGCAGGUCUUGUGCUACGAUUAUUGGCACUCUGACAUUCAAGCCUGUUUGGAGGAUCCGAAAAUUUUAAAGUUAGAUGUGGAGCAAUGUUGGCGUCUGGACUUCGCUGGUCAUCCCAUAUCAGAAUACAAUGUAAUGGACAAUUACAUCAGCUGCGUUGGCUAUUGGAUGGAAGAUACAAAGUCCUACUUGAUCACCUAUGACCGAGAGGACCCCGUAAACAAUCGCUUCCGCUGCUGGGUAUACCAACGACUAAGCCUCCGCACGUACGCCAUGUCCCGAAGUCUAGGCAACCAGUGUGGUAAAAUGCAAACAGCAGAGUCAUCCCUGCCGGAGGAGGGAGCCUCUCUGCGUCUAGAACUCGUCGAGAACGAGUACGAGUUUGAUGUCUGUCCAAUGGCCUUCGACGACGGCAAAAAUCCCUACGCAAACCCUGCUGUCCUGAACGUCUACGCCCCAGGGUGUCGGGUGCAGUGCCCGCGGCUUCUGCUACUAAGUCUGUUCGCAUUGUUGAUCUGUGAUUUACUCAGUUCUGCUGGGAUGGGGAUGCUUUGCUGA